Molecule: messenger RNA, 2741 nt
Organism: Etheostoma spectabile (orangethroat darter)
Lineage: Eukaryota; Metazoa; Chordata; Actinopteri; Perciformes; Percidae
Gene: smtnl2
Product: smoothelin, like
Exons: 10
Coding region: 390-2069 (559 amino acids)
Molecular function (GO): protein binding
Source: RefSeq, a predicted model, not a curated record
CCUGAAAGUUUAAACAAACCAGAGAGCCGGCAGCAUUGAGCAGAGCUCACACACACAUACACACACACGCACACACACACACACACACUCAUAUUAAUAUAGUAGUUUAGCGCUGAGGAAAUUCUAGUGAGCUGGAGAGCGAAGCUGAGAGUGAAACAUCUGUACCUGAUAAUUGAAGGAGAACCAGCCGGGGACUUCCCAGGACAGAGCUGGAGGAGUGGGGAUAAAACAGACCAGACCUUUGCAACCCCCUGCAAACUUUCACCCUCCCAACCCUUGUCUGCCCAGCCUGACUGAAGCUACUCAUUUUCCAGUGGCCAGAGGAUCUCACUCUCAGACAUUAGCUCACAGAUUGAGAGGCUUCAUCACCAGUGGCUACAGCUGCACCGAUGGAAGCCCCAACCUUGGCUGAGAUGGGAGACUUGUGUCACCCCCGGUCUUCCUCUCCAGAGGGGGAGACAGUGUGUGCAGCACUAGCCCGUUAUGAAAACACUCUGAGAGAUGCCAUUAGGGAGAUCCAAGUGGACGUCAGCACUUUUAAGCUGGGCAUGGAGCGUCGUCUAGAGGAGACAGCCAACCUGAGCGGGCCUCUUGGACGAGCUGUGGCGCAGCUCCAGCAGGAGAACCGGCAGCUCAGGAGUCAGCUGGAGGCUCUCACCCUACAGGUGGAGCUCCUGAGUGGGAUGAUGUGUGACAGGAGCACCUUGCUUAACAACAGCCACAUUCACAGUCAUAAUCACAAGAAUCACCUCAGUGACAUUCAGGAGAACCAUCAGGAGAUAAAAGAGGUGAUCUAUGGGAAGGGUGAGGCUCACACUCAGAGCCAGGCUCUGGUCCACAUCCAGCCCUGCAACCUGGGGAGCAAAGCCCAGACCUACAGUGGCCUCAGCAGUCAGUCCAGUCCUGCGUCUCCACCUGCCUCCUUCUCAUCCUCCCCCAGCUCCAGCAGUCCUUCUGUUGGCUCCAGAGUUUCCUCCAUGGUGACGGGCCCGGUGUCAAGCAGCAGCCCCUCCACUGCCCGCUUCUCCAGCCGAGCCACAUUCGCCGUUUCCAGCAAGACUAACAGUAUUGAGCGUGAGGAGCCAAUAGAGGUGGACCCCACCCCAACACAUGCUGGACUGGAGAAUGGACAUGCUGCUACCACAGAACAUUCAGAGUUGGUACACGGAAAAAUCUCUCCACCCAAUGACUUCCCACACGAGCACACAGCCCCUGUCGCCAUGCGGAUGCCCCACCUCCCCAUCACCGCCACCACCAAGACGGCAGAAAUGAAGGGCCCCGACUCUCCCAGCAGCCCUGUCGGUUCUCGCUCCUCUCCAGUCCCUGAGGCUUCACCUACCGGCCAAUCAGCUGCUAGCACCAACCAGACCCAACCAAUAGAGGAGUCUUCAAUUCAACCAGUGUCUUCUACAUGGACCCCGACACCUACCAGAGCUCUGGGAUCGCCCCGCCUUCAAGAUAAAGCAAAUUUAGCCCCAGCUAAGUCUGUCACCUACUCAGGGCUAUUGCAGCAUGACAGAGACGGUGAUGUAAGCGGCGACAGAUCCUUUGGGCAGGUCGGAGAGAGGAGGCGGGAGUUGGUGAGGUCACAGACUCUGCCACGUAACAUUGGCGCUCAGGCUCGUCGAUCCAUCUUUGAAAGGCUGGACUCUGAAGCCAGUAACAGUCGCCCCAAACCAGUGGACUCCAAACCCAAACUGAAGCGGUCUCAAAGUUUUGGGGUGUCCAGUGCCAGCAGCAUCAAACAGAUUCUUCUUGAGUGGUGUCGCUCCAAGACCAUAGGCUACCAGAACAUUGACAUCCAGAACUUCUCGUCCAGCUGGAGCGAUGGGAUGGCUUUCUGCGCUUUGGUCCACUCCUUCUUCCCCACUGAGUUUGACUAUAACGCUCUGGUGCCCGCCAACCGCAAACACAACUUUGAACUGGCCUUUGGAACUGCAGAAGUAAAGGCAUGCUGCGACCGGCUGAUCGAGGUGGAGGACAUGAUGAUCAUGGGUCGUAAACCAGACCCCAUGUGUGUCUUCACCUACGUCCAGUCCCUCUACAACCACCUGCGCAAGUUUGAGUGACGCUUAAAAGCAAAAGGAUGUAAUUUCCUGUGCUCUUCUCCUUUUAGACUUCACCGUUUUUAACCUCUUCCUUGUUCUUUGUACCAAUCUGUGAGCUGACUGGAGAUCCAGAGCGGGCAUGGGAGAACUUUGAAAAGACUACACUGCCCUCUGCUGGUAGAUUAGUGAAUAUUCCUUCACAUGCUGCAGGAAAAGUGCUCACAUACACAGUGGACAGUGACUCAUGGGGAUAAUAAUGUGUAUGUGCGUGUCCUCUAAUGUUAACUGUAAUAUGAAGAAGAUGAAUUUACAAGUAAUGUCUGGGUUGGUUUGUCAACAGUAGUUUUUUUGUGUGUGUGUGUAGUUGAGAUAUAUUAAACAAGUUGGACAAAGGUUUCAACUGUUUGUGUUUUAUAAAUCUUUGUUGUCAUAACACAUGCCCGUUUGAAAGUGAGUGUCCAUAUUAAUCUUUAAUAUUUCACCAAAGGAGAGGAUGUAUGUUUCACAAAUGUAACUGUAUAACUAAACUGUUUGUGAUGAAGCAGAGCACACGGUGGGGCAGAAUAGCUGACUUAAUAAAAUGAUAUGUUGCUGACUGAUAUUUACAUCCACAUAUGCUGUGACAUUGGGUUAUUGAGAUAAUGUUGAAAUAUGGCAUAUUAAAUCAAUAAAUUGUACUGUGUGACACUUUAA